AUGGCUAUCACACAGAUGAAACCCCACCAAAAAAGAAAGAUCAUCAUCUUUUCCGACUUCGACGGCACAAUCUUCUUACAAGACACCGGUCAUGUCUUAGUAGACCACCUCGGCUGCGGCGCAGCCUACCGCAACAAACUCGAAGAACAAUUUAAGAGCGGCGAGCGAACCUUCCGCGAUAUCUCAGACGACAUGUGGGGAUCCCUCACCAUCCCCUUCGGCGACGGCUUCGAGAUCAUGGAAAAGAACCUCGAACUAGAUCCCGGCUUCCGUGAAUUCCACCAAUACUGCGCCGCCUCUAUCGAAAUCGUCGCAAACGACCUAAACGCCCCAGGCGGCAUUCCCUGGAAACCCGUCUGGCGCGACAACACCGAUUCAGGCCACGACAAGGGCGCCAGCGUGAACCAAGCGCGCGCAAAAGCCCAAGCCGAAUGCGAACCCGAUGAAAUCCCUCUCAUCGUCUUCAUCGGCGACGGCGUCUCCGACCUCGCCGCUGCCCGUGAAGCAGACGUCCUCUUCGCUCGACGUGGUCUGAGACUAGAGGAAUACUGCAUCGAACACGGUAUCGAGCAUACGCCUUUUGAUGAUUUCUCGCAGAUCAAGAAGGAGAUUGAGGCGAUUAGUCUUGAGGAUCAGAGGAAGACUGGUGGUGUUGGGAAGCCGGUGCGGUAUAACCCGCGUGCGAAUAUGUGGAGGAGGAUUUCUAGUAAGGAGGCUGUUCCGACGCUUAUGGCUACGGCUACGCCUUCGCAGGAUGAGAAGAUGGCGCUUUGGCCGGAUUAUUUCUCUCAGCCUAAGCAGCCUCAGCCGGAGACGAUUACGGAGUGA
Penicillium coprophilum is the source of this 828-nucleotide messenger RNA. RefSeq lists its product as uncharacterized. Lineage: Eukaryota; Fungi; Ascomycota; Eurotiomycetes; Eurotiales; Aspergillaceae. Bases 1 to 828 code for a protein of 275 amino acids. The record is from RefSeq and is a predicted model, not a curated record. The transcript is spliced from 4 exons.